CCGUAAAGCGUCGUGUUUUGGACUGGAGGAGGUCAUUAGAAAGUGAGCAGCAGGCUGUCCGGGCUCCGGUGGAAAAGAUAUUUAUUUGACAGCUCUGUAUAGUUUUAAAUCAGCUGCGAGAUGCUGCGUCUCAUCCUGCGGCUCAGGCCGUCCGCCGGACUCCCCAGUCCCCGUGUCCUCCCGGCCGGGCCUGGCGCCGCCGCCGUUGCGCUUGGCUCCAGCUCCCGCUCUGUGCCCGGAACCGGCUGCCUACGGCGGCUCCACGGCGGGGCCGGGUCCCGGGCCGUGAUCUUGGGCUCCGGCUUCAGCCACAGACGGGCUCUGCUGCGGUGUCCCCAGCUUUCAGGCGGCGAUAACAGCACCCGUUUCUACAGCCUGCCUCCCCACCAGAAGGUGGAGCUGCCUGCGCUGUCGCCCACCAUGCAGACUGGAACCAUCGCUCGCUGGGAGAAGAAGGAAGGAGAAAAAAUCAGCGAGGGCGAACUUAUAGCUGAGGUGGAGACUGAUAAGGCCACUGUAGGGUUUGAGAUGCUGGAGGAGUGCUAUCUGGCUAAGAUUCUUGUUCCUGAAGGGACCAGAGAUGUCAACAUUGGAUCAGUAAUCUGCAUCACAGUUGACAGUCCUGACCUCAUUGCAGCUUUUAAGGACGUAACGUUGGACUCUCUUAAAGCAGCUGGUGCAGCCCCGUCCUCAGCUGCCUCUGUUUCUCCUCCUCCUCCCGCUGCUGCUGCUCCUCCCGCAGCCCCAGGAAGCUCUUACCCCUCACACAUGAAGAUCACACUUCCUGCCCUCUCUCCCACCAUGACGAUGGGAACAGUGCAGCGCUGGGAGAAGAAGGUCGGAGAGAAGCUGAGUGAGGGAGAUCUGCUGGCCGAAAUCGAGACUGACAAGGCAACCAUUGGCUUUGAGGUGCAGGAGGAGGGAUACUUGGCCAAAAUCAUGGUGGCAGAGGGAACACGUGACGUCCCCCUGGGAACACCGCUCUGCAUCAUUGUAGAGAAAGAAAGUGACAUCGUUGCCUUCAAGGAUUAUGUAGAGACUGGUGUGGCAGAGGUUUCUACACCUCCUCCAGCUCCAGCACCAGUAGCGGCUGCACCUGCUGCUGCGCCCACUCCUGCUCCAGCAGCCGCUGCCCCAGCCGGACCCAGGAAGGGGCGUGUGUUCAUCAGCCCUCUGGCCAAGAAACUUGCUGCUGAAAAAGGAAUUGACCUGGCGCAGGUUAGCGGUUCUGGUCCUGAUGGACGCAUUACCAAAAAAGACAUUGAGAGCUUUGUUCCAUCAAAGGUUGCUCCUCAGGCUGUAGCUGCUGCUCCCACUCCAGCUGCAGCUGCUCCUGCACCUGCUGCAGCUGCUGCAGCACCAGCUGGGACCUUCACUGACAUCCCUAUCAGCAAUAUCCGCAAGGUCAUCGCUCAGAGGUUGAUGCAGUCUAAGCAAACUAUCCCCCACUAUUAUCUGUCUGUAGACGUCAACAUGGACCAAGUGCUGGAGCUUCGGAAAGAACUCAAUGCUGAGGUGAAAGCCCAGAAUAUCAAGCUUAGUGUGAAUGACUUCAUCAUCAAAGCCAGUGCUCUGGCCUGCCUCAAGGUUCCUGAGGCCAACUCCUCUUGGUUGGACACGGUUAUUCGCCAGAAUCAUGUGGUGGAUGUGAGCGUAGCAGUGAGCACAGCCAGUGGUCUCAUCACACCCAUAGUGUUUAACGCUCACACCAAAGGACUGGUCGGCAUCAGCUCUGACGUGUCAGCUCUCGCUGCCAAAGCAAGAGACGGCAAACUGCAGCCACAUGAGUUCCAGGGAGGCACGUUCACCAUCUCUAAUUUGGGGAUGUUUGGCGUCAAGAACUUCUCAGCGAUAAUCAACCCUCCUCAGGCCUGUAUCCUCGCCGUUGGAGGCUCAGAGAAACGGCUGUUGCCUGCUGAUAAUGAGAAAGGAUUUGACGUAGCCAGUAUGAUGUCUGUGACACUGAGCUGUGAUCACCGGGUGGUGGACGGGGCAGUCGGCGCUCAGUGGCUCGUUGAGUUCCGCAAGUUCCUGGAGAAGCCCGUCACCAUGCUGUUGUGAUCGGACUUUACUAUCAUUAAACUGCAGCAACUGGCCAAGGCCUUUCACUGAAGUCAUCUGAUUGGUCUAAACCGGUCUUAUCCUACUGUGAUUGGCCAGCCUGUCACCAGGUCACUCCCAGUUAUCCUGAGGGGGAAGAGGCAGAACUCACUCCGCUUACCUGUCUGUCUCGCUGUUUCUCCCAUCUAUCUUUAUCUCCUCUCGUUCUCUCACUCAUAUUCUAUUUAUUGAGGCCCCAUCUCACGAGAGACCAGAAUUAGAUAUAAUUUAUCCUAGAAUAGAGACUGGCCAUAAGUCACUAAAACAUUGCUAAUGUUUUACAAAGGGAAGUGUUACAUGUCCAACCAAGCGAACAUAUGUAUCCCCAAAAUUUGUGUGUGUGUGUGCUUCUACACACUUUUAUGUGAUUUUUGUGUGAAUGUGAUAAAGAUGACGGGAAGUGGGGCUAUCUGUGGGUUCGUCUUUUGAGUAAAGGCUUGUGAUUUUUGUCUGCUUGCAGGCAAGACAAGGACAAAUGUAUGUUAACUUGGAGACACAAUGAAUCCAGAUCUACACACUCAAACCUGUUCCUGAGAAGUGAUCAUGUGUACACACACACACAACCAAAAUAUUUAGUGUGUUUUUUGUGGGUUGAUACUACAGAGUGUAUAUUCUUCACUGUGGGAUAAACACAGAGUUGUGUACAUGGUGGUUGAGCCCUGAAUGAUAACAAAGAAUCUUAAAAAAAGUACUGAGCAGUUUUGCCAAUUCUCUCUCUUCUCUUCUGUGGGGAUGUAUAUUUUGUAGUCUGAGUAAAACACUCACCCUGGAAAUAUUCUGUAUUUCACAGCUGAAACGCACAAAAAAUGGUGCUGGAUAUUAUUUGUUAUUUGAAUAAAUUGGGAGAAGUCAACAUUGUGCCAAAGGAUCUUUGGUUUGGGAUUUUAUAACUAGACCUGAGGUAAAAACCCAAAUUUAAACGGUUAACAACAUUUAUUUAUAAUAUGAAGACAAAAAUACUUUCAAAGUGUUUAAAAAGAUGUUACUGACUUUUUUUUAAUUAAGUCUUAAUCUGCACUCAACCUUUUUCCUGUAAUGGAGCCAUUUCUACACAUCUCUUUUUCCCAAUAAAUAUCUUGGUCAGCUUCAUGUAGGCCAGUGUGUGUGUGCACUAAAACAUAACACACACACAUUCAUGAAAAUAAAAAAUCCACAGUACGUGCAAACAGGUUCA
Scomber scombrus (Atlantic mackerel) is the source of this 3274-nucleotide messenger RNA. RefSeq names its product dihydrolipoamide S-acetyltransferase (E2 component of pyruvate dehydrogenase complex) (gene dlat). Gene Ontology annotation, cellular component: pyruvate dehydrogenase complex. The transcript is spliced from 14 exons. Gene Ontology annotation, biological process: pyruvate decarboxylation to acetyl-CoA. The record is from RefSeq and is a predicted model, not a curated record. Lineage: Eukaryota; Metazoa; Chordata; Actinopteri; Scombriformes; Scombridae. Bases 121 to 2061 code for a protein of 646 amino acids. Gene Ontology annotation, molecular function: dihydrolipoyllysine-residue acetyltransferase activity.